CAUCCUUUAUAAAUAGCCAGGCCGUUGAACCUCAAAGUCUACCCCCAAGCUCCACAGAUCUUAACUAUCUAUCUGCUUUAGGGUUUUCAUCAUAUCUAGUAACUCAACUGCAUUACUUGUUCUCUAAGAAAACUGCUUUUGUUUUUAGUAAUGGAGAAUGUGAGAGAGUUGGCUUCAGAGAAGGCUGCUGUGAUCUUCACAAAGAGCUCCUGCUGUAUAUGCCACAGCGUAAAGACGCUUUUCUACGAGCUCGGUGCAAGUCCGGCGAUUCACGAGCUCGACCGAUGCGCCAAUGGGAGGGACAUGGAGUGUGCAUUGAGAAACCUCGGAUGCAAUCCUGCUCUUCCUGCUGUGUUCAUAGGUGGGAAAUAUGUUGGCUCGUCGAAAGAUAUCAUAUCCUACCAUGUGGAUGGAUCUCUAAAGAAAAUGCUGAAGGAUGCACAAGCAAUCUGGUUCUAGCUAGCUAGGGUUUCAGCUAGCUAGUAGCUACAUAUUAUCACACUGGAAGCUUAAGCUUGCUAUGCUAUAAUGUUUUGUUAAUUAGAUCCAGUAAAAAGAAUCGCAACACCAUGCUUAAAGAAAAUGAGUAUUGAGGUUUAAUUUUCUUUCUUCUACUCUGUAUGUAAUUUAACUUUCCUGGCUACUUUCUAUAUGUAUAUAUGAAUUGAAGUCAGAUCAUAUGAAAAGUAUCCUGGAGAGUUCUGAAAGUGUUCUCUAUAUAAGCAUCUUCUACUAAUUAUUAUUAUAAGUAAUUGCGUACUGCUUUAUAUUUCCCUAUCUGCCAAAUCAGCAAUGGAUCGAACUGCGACCAUUGACUUAUAUAAAAUUUGAAAGAGAACCACUUUUUGCACUACAAAAUAUAUAG
Messenger RNA from Pyrus x bretschneideri (Chinese white pear), 865 nucleotides. RefSeq names its product glutaredoxin-C11-like. The transcript has a single exon. Bases 151 to 459 code for a protein of 102 amino acids. The record is from RefSeq and is a predicted model, not a curated record. NCBI's taxonomy places the organism in Eukaryota, Viridiplantae, Streptophyta, Magnoliopsida, Rosales, Rosaceae.